Molecule: messenger RNA, 501 nt
Organism: Drosophila eugracilis
Lineage: Eukaryota; Metazoa; Arthropoda; Insecta; Diptera; Drosophilidae
Exons: 1
Coding region: 1-501 (166 amino acids)
Source: RefSeq, a predicted model, not a curated record
AUGAUCUUUACCAACUGCACUUGCUACAGUGAAGAUCCCGAACAGAUGCUAUCGCACCUGAAAUGCGGUUUGAGUAAGAGUGUCAAGCGGCCCACCUUCAACAUUGAGUUGCAAUUCCAAAAGCCAGUAGUCAGGUUCUUUGUGAAUAUGAGAAUUGUCUUGCCACGUCGCCUUGGCGAUGAUUUCACUCUGUUCAAUCUCUCCGGAAUCGAUGGUUGCAGUCUGCUAUCGAACAAAAACCAAAUCGCUUUUAUCCAAUUGGGCCGCAAGCAUAUGGAUAAAUUUAGUAAUAUUCCCAAGCGUUGUCCUUGGCCCAAGGAUGUGCCUUACUAUAUUCGUGGAUUCCGUUCGGAUAUGGCUGCCAUGCCAGCUUUUAAUUUCGAAUCAGAUAUGAAUCUGUGGUUCGACCUGGUAGUGAAUCAACACAAGCUGAUCCGUGGAAUUAUCCAGAGUAGAGUGCAGCGCAGAAAAUCUCACAAACAUGGUGCCGGCGAGGAUUAA